Messenger RNA from Dovyalis caffra, 1617 nucleotides. The record is from the annotation of a GenBank genome assembly. NCBI's taxonomy places the organism in Eukaryota, Viridiplantae, Streptophyta, Magnoliopsida, Malpighiales, Salicaceae.
AUGGCUUAUCAUUUCUAUCUCUUCUUCUCACUCUCUUUUCUUCUCUUUACUUCUUGUCCUUCAAAUUCACAAUCCAACCAGUUUUGUGAAGCUGGGAUUGGAUAUAGUGAGGCUGGAUGUGGAAUUUCAUCAUCAACAAAGCUGUUGAUCAAGGGAGGAACUGUCGUGAAUGCACACCAUCAAGAGGUUGCUGAUGUUUACGUAGAGGAUGGGAUUAUUUUCGCUGUCAAGCCUAAUCUCAAGGUUGGUGAUGAUGUUAAAGUGAUUGAUGCCACUGGAAAGUUUGUCAUGCCAGGUGGAAUUGAUCCUCACACACACCUUGCUAUGGAGUUUAUGGGCACUGAAUCUGUUGACGACUUUUUCAGUGGUCAGGCAGCAGCAUUAGCUGGUGGAACCACAAUGCAUAUUGACUUUGUUAUACCGGUAAAUGGCAGUUUAAUAGCAGGUUUAGAAGCAUAUGAGGAAAAGGCAAAGAAAUCGUGCAUGGAUUAUGGUUUUCAUAUGGCAAUCACUAAGUUUGAUGACAUUGUUUCAAGGGAUAUGGAAAUUGUGGUGAAGGAAAAAGGUAUCAACUCUUUUAAGUUUUUUCUAGCAUACAAGGGGGCCCUUAUGGUCAACGAUGAGCUUCUAUUAGAAGGAUUGAAGCGGUGCAAGUCUCUUGGUGCAUUAGCCAUGGUCCAUGCAGAAAAUGGAGAUGCCGUAUUUGAAGGACAGAAAAGAAUGAUACAACUUGGUAUAACUGGUCCAGAAGGACAUGCUCUUUCAAGGCCCCCAGUGCUGGAAGGAGAGGCAACUGCUCGAGCAAUUCGUUUAGCUGGUUUUGUGAACACACCUCUCUAUGUAGUUCAUGUGAUGAGCAUUGAUGCCAUGGAAGAAAUAGCCAAAGCUCGAAAAUCAGGACAGAGAGUUGUAGGUGAGCCUGUGGUUUCUGGAUUGGUCCUUGAUGAUUCAGGGCUUUGGGAUUCUGACUUUGCCACUGCAUCAAAGUAUGUCAUGAGCCCCCCUAUAAGAGCAUCAGGACAUGGCAAAGCCCUGCAAGGUGCCCUUUCAAAUGGUGUUCUGCAGCUGGUAGGAACUGAUCAUUGUGCAUUUAAUUCCACACAAAAAGCCUUCGGGAUUGAUGAUUUCCGUAAAAUUCCCAACGGUGUGAAUGGCAUCGAGGAGAGGAUGCAUUUGGUUUGGGAUACAAUGGUGGAAUCUGGUCAAAUUUCUAUCACUGAUUUUGUACGGGUCACAAGCACUGAAUGUGCUAGGAUCUUCAACAUAUAUCCAAGAAAAGGAGCAAUUAUUGCUGGAUCUGAUGCUGAUAUAAUUAUACUCAACCCAAACUCAAGCUUUGAAAUAAAUGCAAGGUCUCACCACUCUAGAACAGAUACGAAUGUUUAUGAGGGCAGAAGAGGGAAGGGAAAGAUUGAGGUGACAAUUGCUGGGGGACGAGUUGUUUGGGAAAAUAAUGAAGUGAAGGUAGUUCCUGGCUCUGGCAAGUACAUAGAAACGCCCCCUUACAAUUAUCUUUUCAGCGGAAUUGACAAGGCUGACGCUUCAUACCUAUCAUCCCUGAAUGCUCCAGUUAAACGUUCUGAAUCUACAACUUCAAGUGGCAGGCACUCCUACUAG